This is a messenger RNA of Raphanus sativus (radish), 716 nucleotides long. RefSeq names its product RING-H2 finger protein ATL80-like. The transcript has a single exon. Bases 34 to 612 code for a protein of 192 amino acids. Lineage: Eukaryota; Viridiplantae; Streptophyta; Magnoliopsida; Brassicales; Brassicaceae. The record is from RefSeq and is a predicted model, not a curated record.
AAAAACAACAUUAAAAUAAUAAAAAAAAAAAAAAUGGCGCGCCUUCUCUUCCGUCUUCUCGGAGAAUCCAACACUCCGUCUCCCGCGGCGGAUACCUCCACCGCCGCUUUGAAUUCCAGUCUCGUCAUCAUCCUCGCUGCUCUCCUCUGCGCCCUGAUCUGCCUUCUCGGUCUAAUCGCUGUUUCUCGAUGCGUCUGGCUCCGUCGUCUCGCCGCCGGUAACAGAUCCUCCUCCGGCGGUUCCGGUCAGUCUCCUCCGCCGGCGGCGAACAAAGGACUGAAGAAGAAAGUGCUCCAGUCUCUCCCGAAGCUUACUUUCUCGCCGGAAUCACCCUGGUCGGAGAAAUUCGCCGACUGCGCGAUCUGUCUAACGGAGUUCACCGCCGGCGACGAGCUCCGGGUCUUGCCGCAGUGCGGUCACGGAUUCCACUUGUCUUGCAUUGACACGUGGCUCGGGUCUCACUCGUCUUGCCCUUCCUGCCGUCAGAUCUUGGUGGCUGCUAGGUGUCAUAAGUGUGGCGGUUUGCCCGGUAGCUCUAGCUCCAGACCCGAACCCGAAAUCGUGAUCCGGAUUAAGCAAGGCGAAGAUGAUCAUAACUCCUCCUUGCCCUAAUUUCUUUUUUAGUUUCUUCGUGUGUUAGAUAUCUCCAUAAUUUAAAGCAGGUCAUUUUUAGUGGACACUGUUUAGUUACUCCCCUCAAUGUAUAAUUUGUAAAU